CAGCAGCAGCAGCAGCAGCAGCAGCAGCAGCAGGUCCGGCGGAGCCUCCCGGAGGCCUGCAUGGCCGGGCAUGGGCAGCGCCGCGCCUUCCCGCCCGCCCGCGGGGGCUGACGGCCCCGCCGCCUUCCUCCUCCGCCUCCGCCUCCGCCUCCUCCUCGGCCUCGCCCUCCAGCUGCCCCUGCUGCCCCCAGGCGCCUGCCAGCAGCCGGCCCAGUGCCGCAUCCAGCGCUGCACCACGGACUUCGUGACCCUGACCUCCCACCUCAACCCCGCCGCCGAUGGCUUCGACUCGGAGUUCUGCAAGGCCCUGCGGGCCUACGCGGGCUGCACCCAGCGUACCUCCAAAGCCUGCCGAGGGAACCUGGUCUACCACUCGGCCGUGCUGGGCAUCAGCGACCUCAUGAGCCAGCGCAACUGCUCCAAGGACGGGCCCACGUCCUCCACCCACCCGGACCUCCCCCACGAGCCCUGCAGUUACCCCGGGGACUCGGAGCCGGGCCCCCCGGCUCACCUCUUCUGCGGCCUGUUCGGGGAUCCUCACCUCAGGACUUUCAAGGACCACUUCCAGACCUGCAAGGUGGAGGGGGCCUGGCCCCUGAUCGAUAACAACUACCUGUCGGUCCAGGUGACCAACGUGCCGGUGGUGCCCGGCUCGAGCGCCACCGCCACCAAUAAGGUAACAUCAAUCUUCAAGGCCUACCCCGGCUGCACGGAGCAGAAAGUCUACCAGGCGGUGACGGACGACCUGCCGGCGGCCUUCGUGGACGGCACGACCGGCGGCGGGCCGGGCGAGCGGCAGAGCCUGCUGGUGGCGGAGCGGGAGAGCGGGCGGCUGGUUGAGCUGCAGGCCCGCCACCUGGGCACCACGGUCUUCGUGCGCCAGCAGGGCCGCUACCUGACUCUGGCCCUGCGCAUGCCCCGCGCCCUGGCCCUGGCCUACGAGGAGAGCCGGGACCUGCAGCUCUGCGUCAACGGCUGCCCGCUGAGCGAGCGCAUCCAGGACGGGCGGGGGCGGGCGCCCGCGGCCCCGGGCCCGCCCACGGCCCCGCCCCCGCCGCUCCCGGCCCCGGCCCGGGCCCGGCCGGGCUCCACGCUGGCCGGGGCCGCCGCCCGCUGCCGCGAGAAGCUGCCGCUCGACGACAUCUACUUCCAGUCCUGCGUCUUCGACCUGCUCACCACGGGCGACGCCAACUUCACCGCGGCCGCCCACAGCGCCCUGGAGGACGUCAAGGCGCUGCACCCGCGGCCCGAGCGCUGGCACAUCUUCCCCGGCCCGGCCAGCGGCGGCCCCGUGGCCGCGACGGCGGCCCCCUCCGCCUGGGACUCCUCUGCUUCGUCCUCGUUGCGUUUUUGUAGGGUUUUUUGUCUAACAGAAGUUUUAAAAUAUAUAUUGUCAUAAUAUAUUGAGUAUAUAUGUAUAUACCAUGUAUAUGAAGGGGGGGGGAGGGGGCUCGGCCUCCACCCCCUCUCCCCCGCCCCGCCUCCCUUCCCCGCAGCGUGUACAUAGUGUGGUUGACUCUUUUCACCUACGUUGUAUUCUUUGAUGGUAUCAAGUUUUGUUUUGCAGUUUUGUGAGAUGUUUUUAUAACGUCCCUGCCGUGGGACCUGUUUAGAAAGCACUUUAUUUUUUAUAUAUUAAAUAUUUAUGUGUGUAUCUGGUUAAUACGUAGAGUACGUGCUUGCACGAGCCCCUUCUCCUCCGUCCCCCCCGUCCCCCUAAAGCGGGGGUCGCCGGUCCUUCUACCUGCAGCCCCCGCUUCUCUCCAACGCCUGCGGGUGCGGCUGGGAUCCUCCCCUCUCGAGCCUACGCCGGCUCGGGCCAACGUGGGCUUCCGAGCCGUCCCGGCCGGGAAAGUGCUUACGGCCUGGGCCGCGGUCCUGCGGUCCCCUGUCCGCCCCCGUCGCCGUCCCCGUGCCUUCUGGGAACGUCUUCUCUUGUCACUCGCUGCUGUUGCUGUUCCCUUCCCCUCCCUAGGGACCCCCUCCUCUCCUCCCAUAGCGCACGGAGCCACUCCGGCUCUUAGGAGUCCGUUCCUUGCCCCCUUUGGCCGCCGGCAAGGCCCGGCCCGGGCCGCGAGCCCACCUCCCCUUCACGGGGGACGGGGGGAGGAUCCGCUGGUCGGCGCGUGGGCGUCUCCCCCGACGUCUGCCACUUCCCUCCUCCUCCCGAGGUCCUGGCCGGCACGGGAACUAGGCCGGGGCCGCCACACCACGGGAAGUGGAGCGGACGAGGGGUCGCGCCCGGCCGCUCGGAGAAGCUCCCCGACCAGCCGGGAGCCGUUCGGGUAGGGAGGCGUGGGCGGAGGGGAGACCCAUCGGCGGGCUCCCCCCCGCCCCCGGCAAGGUCCCGGUCAUCCGAGGACUCAACCCCCAUCUCGGAGCGGAGGGGGCCGGGAAAGAGAAUUCAAAAUUGUAUAGCUUGCUAACCCAGGCCGGGUGGGGGUAGAGAAUCGGGGUUGUGCGCUUGUCUCCUCGGCCUUAUCCAUCGAAGCUGUUGCUUACGUAUCCUGUCUCCCGGCGAGUCGGAACUCUGGAUCGCCAGGGUAGAACCCCACCGCCGACGCCACUGAUUUUCGGAUGAGCCUACCCCUCCGCCACCGCAACCCGGGUCAGUGGGACCUGUUCUCUGUGGCCAGAAAGGGGUCCUUCUCUGGCGGGGGAACGGACGUUUUCUUUUUCUCCCAUUCCUAACUCCGGUCAGAGAACGGAUUCGCACACGUCAGCUCUUCGAUCCCCUGGGAUCGAAGAGCUCAUCCCAAGCAGACGGAUGCGUUGCAGUUGGCAGCGGUCUCCCGGAAGGCACGGGGAGGGCGGCGGGGGGUGAGGGGCUCAGGGGGGAACACUGGAUUUCUUAGACCCUCCGACCGGCUUCCCGCUCGGCGCUCCGGCUUUUUUGUUUUGACGCUUGGAUACGCCCCUUCCCCCCUCGUCGGUCUUUGCGGAAACCUUUCGAUGUGGUCCGGUGGAUAUAGUGCUAAGUAUCUGUUUGUGUAAAAGAGUGACUGUGCAGUGUGUAAAUACUUUUAAGUUAUUACACUAGAAGAAUAAAGUUACGUACCCUGCUGUGGAA
Messenger RNA from Ornithorhynchus anatinus (platypus), 3070 nucleotides. RefSeq names its product repulsive guidance molecule BMP co-receptor b (gene RGMB). NCBI's taxonomy places the organism in Eukaryota, Metazoa, Chordata, Mammalia, Monotremata, Ornithorhynchidae. Gene Ontology annotation, molecular function: coreceptor activity. Gene Ontology annotation, cellular component: plasma membrane. Gene Ontology annotation, biological process: BMP signaling pathway. The record is from RefSeq and is a predicted model, not a curated record.